AUGGGGAAUAAAACCAGUUGUUGCUCCUACUCGAGCCCUCAGAGUAGUCAUAGGGAAAGAGUGAUUAUACCAAUUGAGGAAACCCUUCAUGAAGGUGAAAUAAGUCAAAGCAAUCUCCAACAUAUUAGUGAACGUGAAGGUGAUGAUGGGGAAGCAGAUCCAUCACAAGAUCCCAUGGCAAAGACCAUAUUCAUUGAGAGAUCUAAAACAGCUAUAGAAAAUGGGAUGAUCAGAAGAAAGAGCCAACAUCAAAUAGCUGACUUAAGACCUCUGAAGAAAAGCAGUUCUUGUUCCACUAUCUACUUAGAUGAUAGCACUGUCUCUCAGCCUAAUCUUAAAAACACAGUUAAAUGUGUUGCUCUAGGUAUUUAUUAUCACAUCAAAAACCGUGAUUCUCAGAGAGAAAUUGACAUAUUUGAUGAAAAGCUACAUCCCUUAACUAGAGAUGGUGUUAGUGAUGAUUAUGACAAAUAUUAUCCUGAACAUAAACAGAUUUAUAAAUUUGUGAGGACUUUGUUCAAUGCUGCACAGUUGACUGCUGAAUGUGCCAUUAUUACUUUAGUAUAUCUAGAGAGACUUCUGACUUAUGCUGAAUUAGAUAUCCAACCUUCCAAUUGGAAAAGAAUAGUUCUGGGUGCAAUCCUACUGGCUUCCAAAGUAUGGGAUGAUCAAGCAGUCUGGAAUGUUGACUACUGCCAAAUCCUCAAAGACAUAACUGUGGAAGACAUGAAUGAAUUGGAAAGGCAGUUUCUCGAGCUGCUACAGUUCAACAUCAAUGUUCCUUCAAGUGUCUAUGCAAAAUAUUAUUUUGACCUACGCACUUUGGCUGAAGCUAAUGAUCUGACUUUUCCAAGUGAGCCACUGAGCAUAGAAAGGGCUCUCAAGCUAGAGGCUAUGUCCAGGGUCAUGGCAGACAAGUAUACACAGGAAGCCAUCAAAAAAGGUCUGAAAAAGUGGUCAAGUUUAGAUAAUGUUACAAAUGGACAAACAGCUAGGAGGAGUAUAGCUAUCCUGUCAUGA
This is a messenger RNA of Phaedon cochleariae (mustard beetle), 1020 nucleotides long. The record is from the annotation of a GenBank genome assembly. Lineage: Eukaryota; Metazoa; Arthropoda; Insecta; Coleoptera; Chrysomelidae.